AUGCGGGAGGCGAAGCUGGAACCCACUGUCGUCACCUGCAGCGCGGGAAUCAGCGCGUGCGAGAAGGGCGCGCAGUGGCAGCGGGCUCUGGCCCUGCUCGGCGAGAUGUGGGAUGCGAAGCUGGAGCCCGACGACAUCUCGUACUGCGCAGCUAUCAGCGCGUGCGAGAAAGCCGAGCGGUGGAGCGAGGCCCUGGGGCUUUUCCACGAGAUGUCGGAGCGGGGGCUUUCGCCGGACGCGAUAGCGUGCAGCGCGGUGCUCCUGGCCCUGGAGAGGGGCGAGGCGGGCAUCCGCAUGAGGCGGCUGCUCCGGGUCCCCCCGCCAGGCGCAGACCCCGCCCGCACCGGAGGCGCCCCGGCGAGCUCCCCCUCGCGGGGCCCUCGAGGCGCUGGCGGGCUGCACCUCUGCAUCUUCCAGGGCGGCGCGCAGGGCGUCGGCGGCUGGGCCCUGAGCGGCGGCAGCAAGCAGAACCGCUGGGAUGUGGUGCUGGACGGGCUGCUCCAGUGCGUCAUGAUGGACGGCGAGUGGCCCCAGGAGGUGCGCGCCUCCGCCUUCGUGGGCCCCGACUGCGUCCACCUCAGCGGCCGCGUGCAGGAGUGGGCCAUGCCCGCGGUCGGCCGCCGCCACAGCGGGGCCGCCGCCUUCCAGCCCGUCACGCUCCAAUCCUGGGAGGACGCGCUCUGGUGGUCGCGGGGAAGGGCGGGCCUUCCCGGCCUCGAGUGGAGCCUGGCCCAGGCGGCGCCAGGGUCGCUGGAGGCGUCGCGCGGGCAGCAGCUCGAACGCUUGAGAGCGGAGCUGGCGCGCAUGCCGGAGGCCGCGGCGGUGCUCGCCUUCACGCCGGCGCGGCCAGACGUGACCUACGACCAGCUCAGGGAGCUGGGCUCAGGGCGUAGCCCGCGCCCUGGCCACGUGUACGUGCUGAUGGGAGGCGCGCACGGCUUCGACGACGACGACGACCGCGACGGUGCCUUCGCGGCCAAGGUUCUGGAGGCCUUCUCGGCGCGCUUCGGCGACGGCCGCGUCGUCCGCGUCAGUCUCGGGGCAGGGGAGACCUCCAGAGAUGGGCCAGAACCCAAGUUCACGCUAGCGAGCGUGGCAAGCUUUGUGAGCGCUGAGCACACGCGCGGAGCAUUGCGGCAGGCAGUUGCGGGCGUUGAGGUGCACUGCCAGAACACACGAGCACACGAGGCUGCGUCGCCCAGCAUGCUCACGUAA
Prorocentrum cordatum is the source of this 1215-nucleotide messenger RNA. Lineage: Eukaryota; Dinophyceae; Prorocentrales; Prorocentraceae. The record is from the annotation of a GenBank genome assembly.